AAUUAUUUCGCUAUCCUGCGUGGUUUCGUCUCCCAGCGCUUGCAAGUUGCACUUGUGGCAGCGAAGCGAAAGAAUCUCUCCGCUUUCUCGCGGAGGCGGCGGCCGAGCAAGCGGGUCUCGAAAGGGGGCCAAAUAGAAAAAAAAUUUAUGGAUGCGUAAAGCGAGCUAGGGAAAAGAAAGAAGAGAGAGACGCGUUGGUACACCGCCGAAUCCAGGAACUCGAUUCCUUCGUCGCCCACACACACACUCUCGCUUUUUUGCGUGAUUCGUACGGUUUAUCACCGCCUCUCUCUCCCUCUGUCUUUAAUCUCGUUAUUUUGGGAUUCCGACGGGUUGCUUGGAGCAGAAGUCUUAGGGGUCGAGGGGCGCAGAAGAUGGGGGGCGACUCCACAUUGUCCGGGGUGGUGGGCGACGCGGCUACACUUGUCAGCGGCGGCGAUCCGGUCUCGUAUUGGUUCGACGUAUGCGAGGACGAUGGCAGUGGGCUCUGCGGCAUCGACUUCUCUGACUUCGACCCCUCCGCCCUCCCCUCGCUCGACCACACCGACGAGGAAGGCCUCCUCGGCGAGAUCGACCGCAUCCUCGACAGCAUCAAUGGCGACCAACUCCCUUCUUCUCUCAUGCCGCUGUCGCCGCCAGUGGAACCUGCCAGUAACGUCCCCGUCGCAGCUGAGCUUGUUGUCCAACAGUGUUUGUCUGUGGAGAACAGUUGUGGAGGCGAUGGGGCUAAGGAUCGCCGUGAAGUUGUCAAGUUAGAAGAUAAGGAUGGAAGCGCUUGGAAUGGUGGGAGGAAGUACAAUAGUACGAAGGAGAAAGUCUGCGAUCGGAGGGAUGAGCGAGGGGCUAAUCGCCGUGAUCGCUACAGGGAAUCUUCAGCGUGGCGUCGUCCGCGACGUCCAGAUGAGGCUGGCGAUUGGAGGAGGAGAGACGGCGAGUGGGGUAGAAAGAGAGAGCGGGAUGGUGGUGGGGAGUGGAGGGAGAGGGAUAGCAGAGGAGGGUACUGGGAGCGGGAUAAGUCUGGUAAGGUUAUCUUCCGAGUUGGCUCAUGGGAAUCAGGUGCCAACAGGGAAGCGAAGAAGACUAAACUUGAUAACGCAGAGCAGGUUAGGAGGAGCCCCGAGAAGAGACCUCAAGAGAAGAGAGAAAAGCCGACUGAGGAGCAAGCCCGUCAGUACCAGCUAGAUGUUCUUGAGCAGGCCAAAAUGAGGAACACAAUAGCUUUCUUGGAGACUGGCGCAGGGAAGACUCUGAUUGCAGUAAUGCUUAUCCAAAGUGUCUGCACAGAGAUGCUCAAAGAAAAUAGGAAGAUUCUGGCAGUAUUUUUGGUACCAAAGGUUCCCCUUGUAUACCAGCAAGCUGAGGUUAUUCGCGAAAGGACUGGGUAUAAAGUUGGGCAUUACUGCGGAGAGACAGGUCAGGAUUUCUGGGAUGCCAGAAGAUGGCAGCGUGAAUUUGAGUCGAAACAGGUUCUAGUUAUGACAGCUCAAAUCUUGUUGAACAUUCUCAGGCACAGUAUACUAAAAAUGGAAUCAAUUAAUCUUUUAAUUUUGGACGAAUGCCAUCAUGCUGUGAAAAAGCAUCCGUAUUCUUUGGUGAUGUCUGAGUUCUAUCAUACAACUUCAAAAGAUAAUCGACCAGCUGUCUUUGGUAUGACAGCUUCUCCUGUCAACUUGAAGGGAGUUUCUAGUCAGGAAGACUGUGCAAUCAAGAUUAGGAAUCUUGAAACGAAACUAGAUUCUAUUGUGUGUACAGUGAAGGAUCGGAGAGAGCUGGAGAAACAUGUCCCAAUGCCCUUGGAAAUUGUUGUGCAAUAUGAUAAAGCAGCUGUCUUAUGGUCCCUUCAUGAGAAAAUAAAACAAAUGGAAGUUGAAGUCGAACAAACUGCUCAUUCAAGUUCUAGAAAAAGUAAGUGGCAGUUUAUGGGAGCCAGAGAUGCUGGUUCCAAAGAUGAACUGCGAUUGGUGUAUGGUGUUUCUGAGAGGACAGAAAGUGAUGGUGCUGCUAAUUUGAUACAGAAGUUGCGGGCUAUUAAUUAUGCUUUAGGUGAGCUUGGGCAGUGGUGUGCUUACAAGGUUGCAGUUUCCUUCUUGACAGUUUUGCAGAAUGAUGAAAGGGCUAAUUACCAGCUUGAUGUUAAAUUUCAAGAAUCAUACCUGAAGAAAGUUGUUGCGUUGCUGCAAUGCCAGCUUUCCGAAGGUGCUGCCAAUGGGAAUGGUGUAAAGGAUGCUGAUAUGCAUCUCUCUGAUGCUCAAAAGGCUGAUGAAAUUGAGGAGGGCGAACUACCUAACAGUCAUGCGGUCUCUGGUGGAGAACAUGUAGAUGUCAUAAUAGGUGCUGCUGUGGCAGAUGGGAAAGUUACUCCUAAGGUGCAAGCACUAAUUAAAAUACUUCUCAAGUAUCAGCACACUGAGGACUUUCAUGCCAUCAUUUUUGUUGAGCGUGUUGUUGCGGCAUUAGUCCUUCCAAAGGUCUUUGCAGAACUCCCAUCAUUAAGUUUUAUUAAAUGUGCAAGUCUGAUAGGACAUAACAACAAUCAGGAAAUGCGUACAAGUCAAAUGCAAGACACAAUUGCUCAAUUCCGCGAUGGCCGUAUUACUUUAUUGGUUGCCACAAGUGUUGCUGAAGAAGGACUUGACAUUAGGCAAUGCAAUGUUGUUAUUCGCUUUGACCUUGCAAAAACAGUUUUGGCCUAUAUUCAAUCAAGAGGUCGUGCUAGAAAGCCUGGCUCUGACUACAUUUUGAUGAUUGAAAGAGGGAAUCUGUCACAUGAAACUUUCUUAAGAAAUGCUCGUAAUAGUGAGGAGACACUAAGAAAAGAAGCUAUAGAGCGAACAGAUCUUAGUCAUCUUAAGGAUAUUCAGAGAUUAUCUUCAGCAGACACAUUAUCAGGAUCUGUGUACCAAGUUCAAUCAACUGGUGCAAUUGUAAGCUUGAACUCUGCAGUUGGACUCGUACACUUCUAUUGUUCCCAAUUACCAAGUGACAGAUAUUCAAUACUUCGGCCUGAAUUUAUUAUUCAACGGCACGAGAGACCAGGAGGGUUGACUGAAUACUCGUGUAAGCUUCAACUUCCUUGCAAUGCACCAUUUCAACAGUUAGAGGGUCCUUUAUGCUGUUCUAUUCGCAUAGCCCAACAGGCUGUUUGUUUAGCUGCUUGUAAGAAAUUACAUGAGAUGGGAGCAUUUACCGACAUGCUUUUGCCAGAUAAGGGAAGUGGAGAAGAAGGUGAAAAGGCAGAGCAGGUUGAUGAGGGCGAUCCUCUUCCUGGGACAGCACGGCACAGAGAGUUCUAUCCUGAAGGUGUGGCAACUAUUCUACGGGGUGAAUGGAUACUGUCUGGGAAGGAGGGUUGCAACAAUUCAGAGGAUGAGUUAUAUAUGUAUGCUGUGAAGUGUGAUGACAUUGGAACUACAAAGGACCCAUUCCUUACACAAGUUUCAAAUUUUGCUAUACUUUUUGGAAGUGAACUGGAUGCAGAGGUUUUAUCGAUGAUGAUGGAUCUCUUUGUCGCAAGAACAAUGAUAACAAAGGCAUCUCUCGUCUUCCAGGGAACCAUAAAGUUUGUAGAAACUCAGCUGGCUGCACUGAAGAGCUUUCAUGUUAGACUUAUGAGCAUUGUGCUCGAUGUUGAUGUUGAUCCGUCGACUACUCCAUGGGAUCCUGCAAAGGCAUAUCUCUUUGUUCCCCUGAUAGCUGAGAAAUAUCAUAAUCCUUUGGAAGGAAUUGACUGGUGUUUGGUUGAGAAGAUAGUGGAGACAAAUUCCUGGAAUAAUCCUCUUCAGAGAGCACGCCCUGAUGUUUAUCUUGGUACUAAUGAGAGAACCUUGGGUGGAGAUAGGAGGGAGUACGGAUUCGGGAAAUUACGCCAUGGCAUGGCUUUUGGCCACAAAGUUCACCCAACAUAUGGAAUUAGAGGGGCUAUUGCACAGUUUGAUGUUGUGAAAGCUUCUGGAUUGCUUCCAAGUCGAGACUCUAUAGAACCCACAGAUGUUUACCAUUCCAAAGAAAAGCUUCAGUUGGCAGAUUCUUGCAUUGAUGUACAAGAUCUAGUUGGAAGGAUUGUAACUGCUGCACAUUCAGGGAAAAGGUUUUAUGUGGAUUCUGUUCGGUAUGAAAUGAAUGCCGAAAAUUCUUUCCCUAGGAAGGAAGGUUAUCUUGGUCCACUGGAGUACAGCUCAUAUGCUGACUACUACAGACAGAAGUAUGGAGUAGAUUUGAGGCAUAAGAAACAACCUCUUAUAAGAGGUCGUGGAGUCUCCUAUUGCAAGAAUCUUCUAUCGCCUCGAUUUGAACAUUCGGAGGAAGUUGAAAAUGAAGAGAAUUUAGACAAAACGUACUAUGUGUAUCUACCUCCAGAGCUAUGUCUCAUUCAUCCACUCCCUGGUGCCCUUGUUCGGGGAGCGCAGAGGUUACCCUCUAUUAUGAGGAGAAUUGAGAGUAUGCUUCUGGCAGUUCAGCUGAAGGAUAUGAUCAGAUAUCCUGUUCCUGCUAUGAGGAUAUUAGAAGCUUUGACAGCUGCUUCAUGUCAGGAGACCUUUUGCUAUGAACGAGCAGAGCUACUUGGUGAUGCAUACCUAAAGUGGGUAGUUAGUAUCUUUCUUUUCCUUAAGUACCCCCAGAAGCAUGAGGGCCAACUUACAAGGAUGAGGCAACAAAUGGUUAGCAACAUGGUUCUAUACCAGUAUGCAUUAAAUAAAGGACUUCAAUCGUAUAUCCAGGCUGAUCGGUUUGCUCCAUCUAGAUGGGCUGCCCCUGGGGUUCUCCCUGUCUUUGAUGAAGAUAGUAAGGAAACAGAGUACUCCAUUUUUGAUGAGGAAUGUCCUGCUACUGAGACUGAGCCACAAAAGGAUUUCUAUGCUGAUGAUUGUAUAGAAAAUAUGAGGGAAGAUGGGGAAGUGGAGAGUGAUUCAAGCUGCUACAGGGUUCUUUCUAGUAAAACUUUAGCUGAUGUUGUUGAAGCAUUGAUUGGUGUGUAUUAUGUUGAAGGUGGGGAAAAUGCUGCAAAUCAUCUCAUGAGAUGGAUUGGUAUUCAAGUGGAUUUAGAUCCCAAGGACUUUCCUUGCCCGAAGCCUUACAAUAUCCCUGAAAGCAUAAUGAGGAGUGUUGAUUUUGAAGCAAUAGAAGGUGCACUUAAUGUGAAGUUUAAGGAUAGGGGUUUGCUUGUUGAAGCCAUAACACAUGCAUCUCGUCCCUCAUCGGGUGUCUCUUGUUAUCAACGACUUGAAUUUGUUGGUGAUGCUGUACUAGAUCAUCUAAUUACAAAGCAUCUAUUUUUCACCUACACCAACUUGCCUCCUGGCCGUUUGACAGAUUUGAGAGCUGCAGCUGUGAAUAAUGAGAACUUUGCACGUGUAGCAGUCAAGCACAAGCUGCACGCGUAUCUACGUCAUGGUUCAAGUGCUCUGGAAGCACAGAUACGUGACUUCGUGAAAGAUAUUCAAGAUGAGUUGUCAAAAGAAGGUUUUAACUAUUUUGGGCUUGGAGAUUGCAAGGCUCCCAAGGUACUUGGAGAUAUUGUCGAGUCUAUUGCAGGUGCAAUUUUUCUUGACAAUGAACGUGAUGCAUUUAUUGUCUGGAAGGUCUUCCAACCUUUGUUGCAUCCUAUGGUGACACCAGAAACCCUUCCCAUGCAUCCUGUAAGGGAACUUCAGGAGCGCUGCCAACAACAGGCAGAAGGUUUAGAAUACAAAGCGACACGCACAGGUAAUAUAGCUACUGUCGAAGUUUUCAUUGAUGGGGUUCAAAUUGGAAUAGCUCAAAACCCACAGAAGAAGAUGGCACAAAAGUUAGCUGCAAGGAAUGCACUAGUAGUUCUGAAGGAGAAAGAGGAAAAUGCAAUGACUAAAGAUAUGGACAAUGGAGAGAAAAAAAAUGGUGUUCAGAUUUUCACCAGGCAAACCCUUAAUGACAUUUGUUUAAGACGGCAAUGGCCUAUGCCACAGUACCACUGUGUUAAUGAAGGUGGUCCAGCUCAUGCGAAAAGAUUUGUCUAUGCUGUUCGUGUCAAUACAUCCGAUCGAGGCUGGACUGAUGAGUGCAUUGGUGAGCCCAUGCCUAGUGUAAAGAAGGCGAAGGAUUCAGCAGCCACUCUUCUUCUUGAGCUUCUUAAUAGAUGUUACCCUGACAAUAGGUAGGCAUUGAGGAAUAUCCAAGAUCAAUCUUGCCUGAAGUCAGUUGUUUUUUGUAGUGUUAUUGAUUCCUAUUAUCAAGCUUAAUUUCCCAGAAGUUUAUGUUCAUCUGUUAGGAUAAACAGCAUUAUUGUAUUUCUUUUUUCUCAAGAAGUGAAUGCCCUGAAAGUCCUUUUUAAGACUAGUUAUUCAUGCAGCAGACACAUGCAUCAUUGAACUUAUUGUUUUUUUUAUUUUAAAUAAUUGUUUUAGCUCUGAUA
Messenger RNA from Zingiber officinale, 6388 nucleotides. RefSeq names its product endoribonuclease Dicer homolog 1-like. Gene Ontology annotation, molecular function: ribonuclease III activity; protein binding; RNA binding. The transcript is spliced from 19 exons. The record is from RefSeq and is a predicted model, not a curated record. NCBI's taxonomy places the organism in Eukaryota, Viridiplantae, Streptophyta, Magnoliopsida, Zingiberales, Zingiberaceae. Gene Ontology annotation, biological process: siRNA processing. The coding region runs from base 375 to 6134 and encodes 1919 amino acids. Gene Ontology annotation, cellular component: cytoplasm; nucleus.